AUGUUUCUCCACGGCUUCGCCUGCGACCAGGCGCAUUCCUCUCUAGCUGCCGCUGCUACAACUGCUUCGGCUCCAUUCCCUUCUCCGUCUUCUGCAGCUGCACAUCCAUUCACCCGCGGCCUGCCUACCGGCCUCUUCGCCUCGCCGCCAGCCAGCCCAACACAUGCCUCCUCGCUCCACGACGCUGCUGGUGACAUCUUCACCACCUGCCGCAGCCUGCAAACCGCCCUCCAGUCGACAGCACCAGCGUCAGCACCGAUAUCGACGCCAUCCGCUGUGCCUUCUUUUCCGCUGACGCCACCUCAGCAGCAACACCGGCACCACGAACAGCUCACGCCUCCCUUCACACAUGCACCGCCGCCUUUCAAGCUGCGUCUGCGGCCGCGCAAGGCUGCAGCCACGGUCAGUGCUGAUUCAACGAGUACAGACGACUCCGCUGCCGCCGACACCACCACCAUCGAUGCAUACUCUACUGCUGCGCGCAAACGAAUCAUCAAGCGGAUGCCGCUGACGCGCAACCCCAACAAGAGGCUGCGGUCCGUAGACCAAGACCAUGACGGCUUCGAGAUCAGGGACGACGACAUCUUCCCGCAGCCGUCUCUCGCAUCGUACCCCUUCGGCAGCCCCUCUCCGUCGCUUGCACAGGCUCCAGCUCUGCUGCCGGCACCAUCUCUACAACUCUUUCGCCGAUCAUCCCACGAGGACAUCUUUGCGGUUGCUGCUCCCGUCCCUACUGUCACCGACCCGACAACGCCUCCCCGGCCACAGACACCGCGACGCUCGCGCAUUGCCCCCGAAGCGCUUCCGCUGGGACUGGCCCGAAGCGACUUCCACACUCUGCACGCGGACGGCGUCCCGGACGAUAGCAGCCGAAGCGCGGCGCCGGUCGAGGUCGAGGUCGACGGCGAGAGCUGGAGCUCCGAAGACGACCGCAUGCUAGUAGAGCUGGUGUUGGAUAAAUUGCAGCUCAGCAAGACGGACUGGCAAGACUGCGCGCGCAGUCUGGGCAAGAAGGACCGCCAAAGCGUCGGUCGCCGGUGGAAGAGCCUCAUGCUUGGCGGCGACAUCGGCCUGCGACCGGGCGCCCGAAGCAAUCGACGGGGUCGGAUUCACGCGACGUGGCGCUAA
Grosmannia clavigera kw1407 is the source of this 1128-nucleotide messenger RNA. RefSeq names its product DNA-binding protein. The transcript has a single exon. Bases 1 to 1128 code for a protein of 375 amino acids. NCBI's taxonomy places the organism in Eukaryota, Fungi, Ascomycota, Sordariomycetes, Ophiostomatales, Ophiostomataceae. The record is from RefSeq and is a predicted model, not a curated record.